UCACGUUGACGCAAGGUGCCGCGCCGGCGCUUUCCAGAAUGGGCCAGAGGAACCGGCACCCCUUUUUCUCCGAGCUUCCUGGUCAUGUGCUGCCAUUGCCACGAAGAGGAGGCCUUCCUCGUGAUCUUCAGGCGGAUGCGGAGAAUCGGAAUCCUUGCCCGGGGACGAGUAGCGGAGGUCGAAUGUGACACCGUUGGCGACCUCCUUGGAGAUGCAUGAGCCGUAUUUGGCCAUGAAGGACCGACGGCAGUCCUCCUCCACACUGUUGGGCUGCCCAUCCCCAUCCGUGGCCGACUCGUCAGGACCGCCAGCAGCGGCGGCAGCGGCAGCGGCAGCGGCAGCGGCAGCGGCAGCGGCAGCGGCAGCAGGAGGUGGUGCGUCCAUAGCCACAUCUGACGUACACACAGACACAGCAACGUGCAUGCGGCACGGGCGGCUCUUUCCAUUGGGUCCCUGCCCACCCUCUUGCUCCAUAUCGCCAUCCGCCAUUCUGCGGUACUCAUCAUCGUUCUUGUCAGAGUGCACUGACGCAACCAGACACAUACACAGAAGGAAAUGACACUCGUGACACGCGGUGCCCGUCUAUGUGUCUGACUCGUCAGGUCUGAUGACGACGGUGCCCCUGCCGCCGCAGCGUCCCUCGCCGAUGCCAGCCGGCCCAU
Molecule: messenger RNA, 662 nt
Organism: Vitrella brassicaformis
Lineage: Eukaryota; Vitrellaceae
Source: the annotation of a GenBank genome assembly